UUUGGUUAAAUCAUUACAAAGUAAUAUGAAAAUACAUUGAGAUCGAAGCAGAUACACCACCAUAAAUUUCGGUAUGGCCGAGGGAAAACAGGGCUGGACGGCCCUUCUGAUGCUCAUAUGUGUGUGCAUCACCGUGGGCACCGUCAUCCCAGUUGGGUAUGCCUUCGGCGUGGUGAAUGCUCCGUAUGCCUUCAUAAGGUCGUGGAUAAUGGAAUCGGCUCUAACGCGGUACUCAUCGCGGCUGGGCGACUCCCAGAUGACCAUAAUGAUGUCGGCGGUGGUCUCCAUAUUCCUGAUAGGUGGCAUGCUCGGCGCUCCGUUUGCCCCGAUCUUUAGUGCCCGGCUAGGCCGUCGAGGGAUUCUGACGCUCAGUGGAUUGCUCUUGUUGGUGUCCUGCAUCUGCCAGCUCUUCUGUCGGAUGGCCAACUCAAUAGAGAUGCUGCUGCUGGGGCGACUGAUCGCAGGACUGGCUGCCGCUCUGGUCUACGCCACGCAACCCAUGUACUUGGUGGAGUUGGCUCCGGCAGAGCUGAGUGGCAGCGUGGGAGUCUUUACUUGCAUUGGGAUAACCGGCGGCAUUGUUUUGGGUCAGGUCUUUAGCUUUGAUUUCCUUCUCGGCACGGAGAAACUGUGGCCCUACGCGCUUUCCGGUUCCGCCAUUUUCGUCUUGAUCGGACUGGCACCCAUCUUCUGGUUCCCCGAGAGUCCGCGCUUCCUGAUGUCCCAGGGCCGGAGAGAGAAGGCCAGGGUCACGCUGAUGCGCCUGCGGCGGGAUGAGGGACGUGUGAACGCGGAGAUGGCGGAGUUCGAAGUCACCUCUGAGGCUGAGCGUAAGCGGGUCACCAUGAAGGAGGUGCUGUGUAACAGUAGGCUCAAGUUGCCGCUGAUCAUCGUUUGCUCCUUCCACUUUGUCCAGCAGAUGAGCGGCAUUAGUUCGAUAUGGUUUUACUCCAUAGAGAUCUUCACCCAAUCCGGAUUCACUGCAGCAGUAGCUAUGUGGCUCAACUUCUCCUUGGGACUUUUGAACUUCAUGUCCUCCCUCUUGGGACCGUGGCUAAUGAAAAGCUUUAACAGACGCCUUAUGAUGACGAUCUCCUGCCUGUUCUCUGCCAUCUUCCUGACCCUACUUGUCGUGGGCCUAAAACUAAUGUUAACCAUACGUGAGUUCUCAUUCGCCUGCAUCGCCUUUCUGUCGCUGUACAUCAUCACAUUCAACAUGGGUCUGGGGCCCAUUCCCUACUUCAUUGGCUCAGAGAUUUUUGAGACGCCAUCGCGUCCUUCGGCGAUGGCCUUUGGAAGCUUCUUCAACUGGCUGGCCAACUUCGUUCUUAGCAUGAUCUUCCCCACCGUGAACUCGGCGAUUGGACCAUUUGUAUUCCUAUUAUGUGUGGUGUUUUGUGCUUACGGGUUCCUAUUAACCUGCCGAUAUCUUCCGGAGACGAGAAACCGCGAUACCAAGGAUGUGGCGUUGCUAAUGGAGAACGGCUUCAAGUCCAAGAUUAAGUAGGCACGACUCUUUGACUGGAGAUUAUCUCUGGAAAUUUAAAAUAAA
This is a messenger RNA of Drosophila erecta, 1552 nucleotides long. It is a transcript of the gene sut3, whose product is annotated as solute carrier family 2, facilitated glucose transporter member 3. Gene Ontology annotation, molecular function: hexose transmembrane transporter activity. Gene Ontology annotation, biological process: monosaccharide transmembrane transport. NCBI's taxonomy places the organism in Eukaryota, Metazoa, Arthropoda, Insecta, Diptera, Drosophilidae. The record is from RefSeq and is a predicted model, not a curated record. The transcript is spliced from 5 exons. Gene Ontology annotation, cellular component: membrane. Bases 74 to 1507 code for a protein of 477 amino acids.